Camelina sativa (false flax) is the source of this 2152-nucleotide messenger RNA. RefSeq lists its product as uncharacterized. The record is from RefSeq and is a predicted model, not a curated record. Lineage: Eukaryota; Viridiplantae; Streptophyta; Magnoliopsida; Brassicales; Brassicaceae. Gene Ontology annotation, biological process: lipid metabolic process.
GCUUUUCCUCCGGUUUUGGUUUUUCCGAUCAUCUCCGACUUAAUGCUUCGCCGUAUCUUUGAAGUUUCACUUCCUUAAGAGGUUUUACUCUCCUCCGCCGUCGGCUUCGAAAGGAGGUAUUUUUUUUAUUUUUUCCCGGAGAAAGCCAAUUCUGAGCUUCGCCAAUGGCUAGCAGAGCAUUGAACCGGCGUCUAUGGAACUUAUUUGUAGAAGGUUCACCGUUCAAGAAGAGACGUGGAUUAUAUCAAGGAGUUGUUUACAAUGUUAUCAAACGAUUUCAGUCGCAUCUAUCAGAAUCAGGCAAGGUAGAGAAGGAGUUAGAAGAACAGGGACAGGGAGCAGAGAAGAGAACCACUAGUAGAGCUUCUUCAAAGUCUGGAUUAGAGGAUAUAAGACGAUUUGAGCCAGGAGUAGACAGUGAUGGCUCUAGUGAUGAAGAUACAGGUGAUGGGAAGUGGAAACUGGACCUAGCUUGGCUCACAAAAGCACUUGAGCCAGCUAUGCAAUUGCGUAGAUGGGCUCUUCCAACAGGAGAGAAGUCACCGCCUGGUACUCGAUCUCUGUCUGAGAUUAUUGCUAGUAUUCAGAGGAGUAAGCUUGGGAUUGAAGGUUGGACUCUUGGUGAUCUUACAAUUGGUCUCUAUCUUAUAUAUCUUAGACAAGCAUCCUUGUCUCCAUUUGAGGACGUCAAGGGUGUUGAAGUUGUUUCAGAGUCUACAGUUUAUGAUCUCAUAUACAAUGCUGAGUUAGCGAAAGGUUGUUAUAGGGAUAGUGUGACUGGUCUUGCAAAGAACACUAUGCUUCGCGAGAAUAACAUUCUUAAAUUUGUGAAAGAUUCAAGUGUUAUGAGGCCUGGUUAUUACAUAGGAGUUGAUCAUCGAAGGAAACUUGUUGUUUUUGGGAUACGUGGGACACAUACAAUUUAUGAUCUUAUCACUGAUAUUGUCUCGUCAAGCGAUGAAGAGGUCACUUUUGAAGGCUACUCAACGCACUUUGGAACCGCUGAGUCUGCACGAUGGUUCCUUAACCACGAACUGCAAACUAUAAGAAGAUGCUUAGAGAAAUAUGAGGGAUACAAGCUAAGGCUUGUUGGUCAUUCUCUCGGUGGAGCUAUAGCUUCGCUAAUGGCGAUAAUGCUCAGGAAAAUGCCAAGGGAGGAAUUGGGAUUCGAUGCUGAGAUUAUUUCAGCCGUUGGAUAUGCAACACCUCCUUGUGUUUCCAAAGACCUUGCAGAGAACUGCUCUGAGUUUGUAACAACUAUUGUAAUGCAGGAUGAUAUUAUACCUAGACUAAGUACAGCUUCUCUAGCGAGAUUGAGGAAUGAGAUCCUUCAGACAGAUUGGACGAGUGUAAUCGAGAAGGAAGAAUGGAAGAGCGUACUAGAUUUGGUUACAAACGCUAAACAAGUUGUCACCUCUGUGCAAGACGUAGCUCGAAAAGUUUCUGACUAUGCCAACUUCGGUAACAAGAAAGAACUUCCUGAAAUCCCAUCAUCCAAGAACAACCAGUCUGAAACUUUAAUCUCUGAAACUACCACUAAAGAUAUUGUUAAAGUGCCAGAGGAGUUAUAUGUGCCGGGCGCUGUUUACUAUCUAAUGAGGAACCUAAGAGGGAACCCGAAAAGCGCAGGAGGAAAACAAGUAGAGUACUUUAGUCUAUGGAAGAGAGAUCCAGGACAACAUUUUCAGAGGAUACUUCUUUCAGGUAAUUUCAUUACAGACCAUAAAUGUGAUAGCCAUUACUACGCUCUGCGAGAUGUUCUGAAAGGAUUUCCCAGUUUCAUCGACGAAAGCAUCUUCAACAAGAGAUGCAAAUGAAAUGGGAUCUCAUCUCUCGGUAGAACGUAAUGUUUUUAGUUUGUCUGCAAACAUUUUCAAGAAUAAAUGAUCCAGUUUAUCACAGCAUGAAGAGAUUUUUGUUUCUUAGAAACUUUGAAGGAUUAAUGGCAAGCUGGCUGUGAUUGGUUCUACUUUGUUAUAUGUAAGAAUAGAUCAUUAAUGUUGGUUUGUGUUUAGCAAACUGUUAUGCAUCAUACAUGAUUACAUUCAUACCCCAUGAGACAAUUGUAUAGUUUAAAGCUGAUUUGGGUUGCUUUACUUUUUUGUUGAACUGUUGUAUAAUACAUUGCAUAAAGUCCUCGCUUGAUUGUAUA